AUGACCAGUGGCUUCUCAUACUUGCCCUAUGUAUGCCAUGUCAAGGGUGGCUUCAAUCUCACAGUAGAUAUAAGCCAAGAUGUCAGCUUAAACCUACUUCUUUCCCCAUUUCUUUUGCAUCUAGGUCUUUUCCCCGAACACCUGAUUGAAGUUCUAAGCAGAGAACUGGCCCUGGAAUGUGAUUACAAGAGAGAAGCUGCCUGUGCCAAGAAGUUCAGGGAGCUGCUCAAGGAUCAUCCCUUUUUUUACGUCCCUGCUGUGGUGGAUGAGCUGUGUGGUCAGCGUGUCCUUACAACAGAACUUGUGCCGGGGUUUCCACUGGAUCAGGCUGAAGAUCUAAGCCAGGAAAUUCGGAAUGAGAUCUGCCACAACAUAUUGGUUUUGUGCCUGCGGGAGCUAUUUGAGUUCAGGUACAUGCAGACUGAUCCAAACUGGUCUAAUUUUUUCUACGACCCAGAACUGCACAAGGUGGCACUUCUGGAUUUUGGAGCCACACGUGGCUUUGAUGAGAAGUUCACAGAUACCUACAUAGAGUUAAUUAAAGCAGCUGCUGACAUGGAUAGAGAGAGAGUGCUACAGAAAUCAGUAGAAAUGAAAUUUUUAACUGGCUAUGAAAACAAGGUAAGUUGUAGAACCAAGCAGUCCCUACUUUACCAAUGCUAUGAGUUAAGUUUGAUUUUCUCAAUCAAUAGAAGAGAAUGCAACAAAUAUCCUUUUUCACACAAAAAAAUGUUUGCAUAG
Protobothrops mucrosquamatus (brown spotted pit viper) is the source of this 741-nucleotide messenger RNA. RefSeq names its product atypical kinase COQ8A, mitochondrial-like. Bases 1 to 741 code for a protein of 246 amino acids. The transcript has 5 exons. Gene Ontology annotation, molecular function: kinase activity. NCBI's taxonomy places the organism in Eukaryota, Metazoa, Chordata, Lepidosauria, Squamata, Viperidae. Gene Ontology annotation, biological process: ubiquinone biosynthetic process. Gene Ontology annotation, cellular component: extrinsic component of mitochondrial inner membrane. The record is from RefSeq and is a predicted model, not a curated record.